AUGAAAAUCCACACAUUUUCUCUUCUUUCGCUUUGUAUAAGCUUAAGCUCUGCGGUUGCUGUUCGAGACAACGCGAGCGCCGGUCUCUUGUCCACCGGCAAUGUUUCCCUCGGCGAAUGGCAACCGGCUUACAGAAAGGCUGUUGAGUUCGUAUCCAAAUUGAACACCACGGAGAAGAUCAAACUCAUCACGGGAAGUGAUGCCGAAGCCUCAGAUGGAUCUUCCUUCACUGCCCUCGAGUUCUUGGAUGGUGAUAUGGGUCUUCAAGACUAUUUCUAUGUCUCGGCUUUUAGCUUGGCAUCUGCAAUAAGUAUGACAUGGGACAAGGAUGCCAUUUACAACCAAGCGAAAGCUGUUGGCACUGAGUUCUAUGCAAAGGGUAUUCAAGUUAUUGACGGACCGACAUCUCAGCCUCUGGGUCGCACGCCUUGGGGUGGACGCUUGGUCGAAACUAUGGGAUCGGAUCCAUACUUGAAUGGUAUUGCAACAGGACUCACUACACAAGGAUAUAGAGCUGCCGGAAUCAUUGCUGGUAUCAAGGUACGGUAUAAUGUCCCUUCCCCCCUUGCCAUAAAAACUUCGGACCUGGCAUUCAAGUAUUUGAAAUAUACUGAUAUCACUCAGCAUUUUAUCCUGAACGAGCAAGAAACAAAUCGCACUUCUGGAAUGGGCCAAGCCAGCAGCUCUGGAGCUCCCUAUUCGUCCAACGUGGACUCUAAAGCCUUCCAUGAGACUUAUCUCUGGUCUUUCUACGAUGGUGUCCACUCUGGGCUUGGUGGUGUCAUGUGCGCAAUGACCAAAGUCAACGGAACUCUGUCUUGCGAGUCCUCUUCAAUUUUGCUAGAUAUUCUCAAAACCGAGCUCGGUUUCCCAGGCCUUGUAUUCCCAGACACCAAUGGCCAGGAACACGCUCUCGCCUCCGCAGUCAAUGGACUUGACUACGGUUCAUCGUCGCUUUGGUCCAGCUCCAACAUUAACGGCUUCCUUGAGAAUAAUACCAUGUCCGAGGCUCGUCUUACCGACAUGGCAAUUCGCAACUUAAUGGGAUACUACCACGUUGGACUCGACAACGGAAAGCAAUCUUCCACUGCAGAGACAGAUGCAUACGUUGAUGUUCGUGCCAAUCACUCCAAGCUUAUCCGUGCAUAUGGAUCCAAGUCGAUGGUCCUUCUUAAGAAUACAGACAACGCACUCCCGCUCAAGAGACCCCACAAGAUGGCCAUCUUUGGAUCUCAUGCACGGGCCCCAAUUGCCGGUCCAAACAUGGCCUUCAGUGUCGUGGGAUCUGGGCCAACGUUCGCUGGACAUCUUGCAUCGGGAUCCGGAUCUGGCCAAGGAUCUUUGCCAUACCUUAUCACGCCCGGAAUUGCUUUGACGAUCAAGGCUAGUCAAGAUGGAACCAUGCUUCGCUGGGUCGCAAACGACACAUACACAUCCUCGGGUGGCUCUACGCUGGUCAUGCAGGGCUCCUCUAGUACUUCCGUCACGCCCUCAAUUAGCAACUACGCAGAGAACAUGGAUGUCUGUCUCGUUUUCCUCAAUGCACUGGCCGGUGAAGGCGCGGAUCGCACAGAGCUCACCAAUUCUGAUCAAGACAAUCUGGUGAAGGAGGUGGCCGUGAACUGCGAAAACACGGUAGUUGUCAUCAACACCGUCGGAGCACGCCUGGUUGACAAGUGGAUCGAGCACGAGAAUGUCACUGCAGUGCUAUACGGUAGUCUCCUUGGUGAAGAAUCCGGUAACUCAAUUGUCGAUGUUCUGUAUGGCAAUGUCAACCCCAGCGGACGACUGACAUACACGAUCGCCAAGAACGAAUCCGACUAUAACGUGGGAAUUUGCUAUACUGCGAACUGCAACUUCACCGAAGGCAACUACAUCGACUACCGCUACUUCGACGCCUACAAUGUGACACCUCGCUACGAAUUUGGUUAUGGUCUCUCUUACACCAACUUCACCUACUCGUCCCUUGGUAUUGACUCCCCGAUGCCACUCUCGCAUUAUCCCACCGGUAAGCUUGCGGUCGGUGGCUACGAGGAUCUCUGGGACAUUGUCGCAAAUGUGACUGCGGUGAUUAAGAACACCGGCACCGUCAGCGGUGCAGAGGUUCCUCAGUUGUACAUCGAAUAUCCCAAAGCCGCCCAGCAACCUUUUCGACAGCUACGUGGGUUCGAGAAUGUGAAUGUUGCUGCAGGCAAGCAGAAGCAAGUGGAGUUUGGGUUACGUCGUCGAGAUAUCUCUCAUUGGGAUGUGAAAGCUCAAAAAUGGGCAGUUGCGUCUGGUACAUACACAGUCUAUGUCGGAGCCAGUUCACGGGAUUUGCGAUUGCAUGGAAGUUUUCGUGUUGAGACAAAGAUUUGA
Molecule: messenger RNA, 2358 nt
Organism: Penicillium verhagenii
Lineage: Eukaryota; Fungi; Ascomycota; Eurotiomycetes; Eurotiales; Aspergillaceae
Product: glycoside hydrolase family 3 protein
Exons: 2
Coding region: 1-2358 (785 amino acids)
Biological process (GO): glucan catabolic process
Molecular function (GO): beta-glucosidase activity
Source: RefSeq, a predicted model, not a curated record